UUUGAUGCCGAUGAUGUCUGCUUCACACAAUCGGCAGCACAAAAUAUAAAGUGCUAUAAAAUAUUCGAACGAAAUUGGUAAUACUGAAGAACAAUAGCUGUGAAUUCACAAAAACUACAAAAAUUUACAUAUUUAAUAAUGUCGAACAGUUGUAAAUUUAAGCGAAGGUAGCAAAAUAAGAAUAACAAUAAUAACAAGAUCGGUAAGUUAAAACUGAAGAGUAAAAAUUAUUAAGUACUGCCUAUGUUGGUUCUAUGAAAUUUGUUAUAUAAAUAAAUUUGUUUGCUUUAAACUUGGAAUAAUUAAAGAGUCUACUCUUGUAAAAUAGGCAGAUUGUGUCAGUGAACAAUAUUCAUUUAUUUCCAUUCAUUGAAAUUAGGCAGCGCCUUCCUCCUGUCUGAGAAUCAGAGCUUCUUGGGAGCUUGCUGCUUUGAUGUGCAGUUGGUCACGAGAAUUAGUCAGUGAAAACUAGCCAUUUUAAGUUUGCUUCAUUUGACGUCUUGUGAUACUGUUGAGCCAUGAUAUCUUGACUUUUUUUUGCUGUUGGCCUCUCAUGAACAGAGAAUUCUAAAAGAUUGUCUACCUGUUUCCAGCGUGGGACAAUAAAGCAAAACCGAUCAGAAGUCGCUUAGAACGAGGAUUCGGACAACUAAAUGGAAAUGUUCGAAGGAGAUGGCACUCUCUGCCGAUGAAGUCUUAGAGGAGGUUGGCAGUUUUGGAUGGUUCCAAAUACGACUCCUUAUUCUAUUUAACUUGCUAUCCGCUCUUCUAUUCGGCUGGGCUGUGAUGGUGACGGGUAUCAUAACCGCAGAACCUCCUUGGAAAUGUGUCCAGAAUAGCUCUGUCUGCUCCUAUGAAGGCAGCUUUUACCCUGGGCAUGAGCACUACGAUCAUAGAUGUAACAUCUCGCGGAGUGAGUGGGAAUUUGAGGAUGACAUCACCACCGUGGUUACCGAGUUUAAUCUUGUGUGCAACAAAUCAAUCUAUGGCACCCUAGCGUUAGCCUCUGUUUUCCUUGGUUUCUUUAUUGGUGCCAUAAUUAUUGGUCCUUUCACGGACAAGUUUGGACGAAAGCCAACUAUUUUCAUCUCAGGAUUUGUCAUUGCUGUCUUCAGCCUGGUGUCCGCCUUCCCCAAAAUAUUCUCGCUGUUUGUUGUUUUCAAGAUCAUCGUCGGAUUAGGAGUUGGGGGAGCAAGCGUAGCGAUCUUUGUUCUUGUGACAGAAUUCGUUGGUGUACGCCACCGCAGUAUGAUGGGAAUGUCUCUGUGGUAUUGCUGGAGUAUAUCUCUUAUGUGUCUUGCUGGAAUAGGUUACCUCAUCAGAGACUGGAGGAUGCUCACCAUCGCCACUGCAAUUCCUGGACUUCCUCCGCUGCUGGGUUGGUUUUUGACACCCGAGUCAGUGCGAUGGUUGAUGUUGAAAGGAAGAGCCGAAGAUGCUAAGGCAAUUUUCCGAAGAAUGGCCAAAGUCAACAAAACGUCCGUGCCUAUUGGAGAGCUACAAGAAGCGGACGAUGAUAAUAGACUGGGGGAUGUGUGUGACCUGUUUUCAUCGCGCCAAAUGGUGAAAAAAACUUUACUGUCAUGGUAUUGCUGGUUUGUUAAUGCCUUGGUGUAUUAUGGAGUUUUUCUUAGUGCACCUAAUAUUGGAGGAAAUUUCUACUUAAACUUUUUCCUGACAAGCCUGAUUGAACUGCCAGCUAUCCCUGUAGGCGUAUGGGUCUUUAACAGAUUUGGUCGAAAGAAAAGCAUCAUUGCGAGUUUGAUCUUGGCUUCACUUGGAGCAUUUGCGUCCAUACUUAUUGAAAGUGAAGGCGAUGGCAGCAAAGGCGCCUUGGCUGGUAAGAUCAUCAUGUCCAUGAUUGUAGCCAAGUUCUUCAUCACUAUAUCUUUUGACGGAGUGUAUCUUUACACAGCAGAGUUAUUCCCGACAGCUAUAAGAAACAUUGGUGUAGGAACAUCGACCGCUGCUGCCCGUAUUGGCUCGAUGUGUUCUCCGUUUAUAGUUUACACCAAUCGUGUUCAUAGCUUACUUCCAUUUGCGAUUAUGGGUGCAAAUGCAUUGCUUGCUGGGGUACUGUGUAUGACGUUACCAGAAACCAAAAAUCAACCGACACUGGAGACAGUGAAGAGAGAAGAUGAAGAAAUGUCUCAAUUAUCUCCUGAAUGUGUUUAGUUUAUGCAAGCCGUCUUAAACUCUUGCAGAAUAUAUUCGCCGGUCUCCCGAAAUUUAAGAGGAGUCUAUAAGCACCAGUGGCUAUAUGCUCACUAAUGGUGUCGUCGAGUUAUCGGGUUUGACCAAACAAAGAAAACUGUUUUUUUUUUUUUACUGCUAUGAAAUUAAAACGAACUUUACCCUUGUUGGACGUGAAACAU
Messenger RNA from Stylophora pistillata, 2375 nucleotides. Its product is annotated as organic cation transporter protein. Gene Ontology annotation, biological process: transmembrane transport. Gene Ontology annotation, cellular component: membrane. Lineage: Eukaryota; Metazoa; Cnidaria; Anthozoa; Scleractinia; Pocilloporidae. Gene Ontology annotation, molecular function: transmembrane transporter activity. The record is from RefSeq and is a predicted model, not a curated record.